GGGCCCCGCGGGGCGGGGGCGGCGGGCCCGGGGGUUGCGCCGCCGCUUGUGCCGCCUCAGCUCUGGCUCGGCCUGGCAGCCCCGCGGGCAGCCCGCUGGCUUGUCUGCCGUGGCCGAGUCUCCCCGUGUCUGCUCUCCGUGCGGUCCCAGGCUCGCAGCCUCGCCCGGGGCCUGCUCCGGACUCCUGAAGCCCUUGUUGUGUCGAAUGGUGCCGUGUCCCGAAAUAAACACGCGAACGUGUAGGAUUGCCCGAGCUGGUGACCCGUAACACUGGCUUCUGGAAGCCCCUUCUUUCACAGCCAGCUCACCUAAAAGCAACCCCUCAGGAUAAUGGCCUCGAAAAGAGCAUUGGUGAUUCUGGCAAAAGGGGCAGAGGAAAUGGAAACUGUAAUCCCCACUGAUGUUAUGAGAAGAGCUGGGAUUAAGGUGACUGUUGCAGGCCUAACAGGAAAAGAACCAGUGCAGUGCAGUCGAGAUGUCUUCAUUUGUCCUGAUGCCAGUCUUGAAGAUGCCAGAAAAGAGGGGCCUUACGAUGUCGUGGUUCUGCCUGGGGGUAACCUUGGAGCUCAGAACUUGUCAGAGUCUUCUGCUGUGAAAGACAUUUUGAAGGACCAGGAAAGCAGAAAAGGCCUGAUUGCUGCUAUAUGUGCAGGUCCUACUGCCCUUCUGGCACAUGGUAUAGGGUUUGGAAGCAAAGUGACAACACAUCCUUUGGCCAAAGAGAAAAUGAUGAAUGGAGCACACUACUGCUACUCCGAGAGCCGUGUGGAGAAAGAUGGGAACAUCCUCACCAGCCGCGGCCCUGGUACCAGCUUUGAAUUUGGGUUGGCCAUUGUUGAAACGCUGAUGGGGAAGGAAGUGGCUGAACAGGUGAAGGCACCUCUGAUACUGAAAGACUGAAAUUCUGGUAUGGGCCAGGGAGUAGGACAAUUUUAGAUGGAGAGUCUUGUCCUUUGUAGAAUAACUGUAAGAUGCACUGCUGUAAAUACAAUUUAAUUGUGGGUAUAAUUAGCAACUGUACUUACCUAAACUGGGAUAUCUUACAAACCAUUGGUCUUUAUUUCCAGAAAAAGAUCCUGUUAGCAAAAAUCUUCAUCAUGAAAAAGCUGCCAGCAUCUAGUAAUCUUAGUUAGCUCUUGGAUGCCGUUUAGAAAUCACAUGGGAAAAUGUUUGCUGAGUAAAUAAAAUGAGGCAACUCUG
This is a messenger RNA of Apus apus (common swift), 1200 nucleotides long. It is a transcript of the gene PARK7, whose product is annotated as Parkinsonism associated deglycase. Gene Ontology annotation, biological process: protein deglycation, glyoxal removal; guanine deglycation, glyoxal removal. Gene Ontology annotation, molecular function: protein deglycase activity. The record is from RefSeq and is a predicted model, not a curated record. The transcript is spliced from 7 exons. Lineage: Eukaryota; Metazoa; Chordata; Aves; Apodiformes; Apodidae. Gene Ontology annotation, cellular component: nucleus; cytosol. Bases 331 to 900 code for a protein of 189 amino acids.